AUUUAAAUGAUUAUUUGUUUUGUAGAAAUAGUUAACAAUAAUAUUAUUUUUUCCUCAGAACUGAAGGAACAAGUCAUCAUGGGAGCAUUUUUAGACAAGCCAAAGAUGGAGAAGCAUAAUGCCCAAGGGCAGGGUAAUGGGCUACGUUAUGGGCUAAGUAGCAUGCAAGGUUGGCGAGUUGAGAUGGAGGACGCACACACAGCUGUUAUUGGUUUGCCAAAUGGACUUGAUGGAUGGUCAUUUUUUGCUGUAUAUGAUGGGCAUGCCGGAUCCCAGGUUGCCAAAUACUGUUGUGAGCAUUUAUUAGAUCACAUCACAAGCAACCAGGAUUUUAAAGGGUCUGAUGGACCACCGUCUGUGGAAAGUGUAAAGAGUGGAAUCAGAACAGGUUUUCUGCAAAUUGAUGAACAUAUGAGAGUAAUUUCUGAGAAGAAACAUGGUGCAGAUAGAAGUGGGUCAACAGCAGUGGGUGUCAUGAUUUCUCCUCAACACACUUAUUUCAUCAACUGUGGAGACUCAAGAGGUUUACUUUGUAGAAACAGGAAGGUUUACUUCUUCACACAAGAUCACAAGCCAAGUAAUCCACUGGAGAAAGAGCGUAUACAGAAUGCAGGUGGUUCUGUAAUGAUUCAACGUGUGAAUGGCUCUCUUGCUGUAUCUAGAGCUCUUGGGGACUUUGAUUACAAAUGUGUCCAUGGAAAAGGUCCUACAGAGCAGCUUGUCUCACCGGAGCCUGAAGUUUGUGAAAUUGAGAGAUCAGAAGAAGAUGAUCAGUUUAUCAUACUGGCAUGUGAUGGUAUCUGGGAUGUUAUGGGAAAUGAAGAGCUCUGUGACUUUGUAAGAUCCAGACUUGAAGUCACUGAUGACCUUGAGAAAGUUUGCAAUGAGAUAGUCGACACCUGCUUGUACAAGGGAAGUCGAGACAACAUGAGUGUGAUUUUGAUCUGUUUUCCAAAUGCACCAAAGGUAUUGCCAGAGGCGGUGAAGAGAGAGGCAGAGUUGGACAAGUACCUGGAAAGCAGAGUAGAAGAGAUCAUAAAGAAGCAGGGUGAAGGAGUACCAGACUUAGUCCAUGUGAUGCGUACGUUAGCAACUGAGAGCAUCCCUAACCUCCCGCCAGGGGGUGAAUUGGCAAGCAAACGGAGUGUGAUUGAAGCUGUUUAUAACAGAUUGAACCCCUAUAGAAACGAUGACGCUGACUCUGCAUCAACUGAUGAUAUGUGGUAAAAACUGCCCAUCUAGCUGUGGAGUUUACAUUCAUCCUCCAGUUGAAAGUGCAGCCCAACCUCCAUGACCCUUCUUAAUGUCCAGCUUCAACCUUAUUUAAAGAAGGGAUUAUGAUGUGUUGGUGAGUGACUACUCCAGAAAACUACAGCAGUACGACAUCUUGCCCAGGAACUGAUGUUUUUUUGUAAAACAGACUUCUGUAAACGUGAUUUCAAACCAUAACUCAUGUUGUAAAUCAGACUCCAGCAAUUUAUGUUGUAUGAUUUUGUUUUUGUAAAGUGCAAUUGUCCUUGUACAAAAUGCUCAUAUUUAAUUAUGAACUGCUUUAAAUCACUAUAAAGGUUAGAUGAAAUGUUUGGCUUGUUGUGUGAUGCAACAAAUAUAUAGCCCUUUCAAUUUAUGUUGUGGUUUUGGAUUGCAAGGAGCAGCAGCCUAGCCAGCUAGAUGCUCAAGAGGUGCACAAAACUGUAAGAUUACUCUGAAAGCUGAACAUUUGGGCAAUUUAUCCCAACUGUAGUGUAUGAAUUUGCUUAGCAUUGGGGAAAAUAAUUAACAUACUGCUCAUACUUCAACAAAUCUUUUUCUUUUUUUCUGUUGCCCUUUACUAUGGUCCCAGUCCUGCUUCUUCUUGAAAUCAGUGAGAGUUUUGGCUGUUACUUUGGUGGAAGAGGAUCAUGCCGUGUAAUACAGUGCAAUCACAACUAUUCCAAUUUUGAGGUUAAAAUGCCUUGAUUCUUUGCGCCUCUUUUUUACAAACCCUUAUCCAAAAUUACUAAUCAGUUGAGCAAGAGAGAGCAACUCUCUACAUACAGUAGGAGUCUGCAGCAUUUUUACUAUCCUGAUUGGCUGAGUCUGCUGCUGUUCCAAGUAAAAUACUCUGAAUUCCAUUUUAUCAAUAAAGCUUGAUUUAACAAACAACAAA
Messenger RNA from Pelodiscus sinensis (Chinese soft-shelled turtle), 2149 nucleotides. The record is from RefSeq and is a predicted model, not a curated record. NCBI's taxonomy places the organism in Eukaryota, Metazoa, Chordata, Testudines, Trionychidae.